UUUCACAGAGGAAGAAGUAGUGGCAUGACAGGCUGUCUAUUGUAGGUGAAAGUGUGUCUUACCAUCAAGUAUUCAAAGCCAAAAGAUUUGGUUCCAACACGAUUUCGUGACCUGCUCAAAUUGUUCCAGGACUCUGCACACCUCCUCCACCACCUCCCAUUCCUCUUUGGUCAGACAUCCAACAGGUGCAUUGACAAUGGCCAGGGUAGAGAGGAUGGCAUCCUUUGACUGAAGAAACCGCUUCAACAUAUAAAAUGUUGAAUUACAUCUUGUAGUUCAGUCUUGUUUAGGCCUCAGCUCAGGCAUCCCCAUCUGGCGUUGUGUAGACUUUAGUUUUUCAGCACUUAUUGUGCUCCUGUGGAAGUAUUCCACAGCUGCUUUCACUUUGUCCACAGUGGGCUUCAUCACCUUCAGAACAUAUCUUACAAUCAGGUUGAUUGUGUCGGCAAGACAUGGAUGAUGGGUCCAUUUAAACAUUUUCAUGGCUUUGGUUGUUAGCUGCAUUGUUGCUGACACAACAGACCUCUUUUCCAUCUACUGACAUUCUUUGGUCACACUCAACAGUUCCUCUGCCAAGUUCCCUGAGGUGUGUCUGUCGCUGAAUUCAAAGCAUUCCAGAAGACAGCUAGACACGGAAAAUCUUCAAUGAAGUGACAUGUAACUGACAUGUAAGAAGUGGUUACCCUUGAUGUCCAGCUGUCAGUGGUAAGGCAAACUGCAGUAGCUUUUUGGACUCUUCCCCACACUGAAGCCUGUGUGCUCUCGUACAGUUGUAGAAUAAGUGAUUUUGAAAGGGUUUUCUUGCUUGGAAUUGUGUACAUUGGAUUUAGACUAUUGCUAUAGUUUCUAAAACCUCUGUCCUCCACGAUCGAAAAUGGCUGGAAUUUGGUGGCAAUAAUUUUAGAAAAUGCAAUAUCAAUUUGGCCUUUGCUACAGACAUAGACUUUGGCAUAAACUGGUCCAUAGAAGACUGCGUAGCUGUGCGUCGUGGAGUAGGCCUACUUGACUGAGUGGAUAUAUCUCCACGUGUGGAGGUGCUGGCUCCACCACUAUCACUAGCAGGCCUAUUAGUUUCUCGAAGCUCCGCUACAGCUAGCUUCACAGUUGGGUGCACAGUUCGCAUAGGGAAGGUUGUGUGUAGAACCGGCUUUAUAUGAGAUUUUGUUUUGGCAAAUUCUACACUGUGCUCUAACAUUAUCUACAUUAUUAAAAUGCAUCCAAAUGCUACUGUGCUUCCGACUCAUUUUCCAGCUGUUGUUUUCACAGCUGUCCUUCUUCUCUCUCCUCGGCUGCUAAGUGUGUGACUGUGAGUGUGUUGGCUCGGCUCUCCCUCACGCAUCUUUGGUUCAUUGGUUGACACUUCGUGUCUGAUUGACAGGAACAACAGAUUCGGCUCUUCUGAUAUGCGAGCCAGCUCCCAACGUUCACCUACAAGAGCCGGUUCUUAGAGCCAACCAGCCACGUCUUGCUUCCGGACAAGCUAAACACCUUCUUCGCCCACUUUGAGGAUAACACAGUGCCACUGACACGGCCUGCUACCAAGAACUGUCGACUCUCCUUCUCCAUGGCCGAAGUGAAUAAGACAUUUAAACGUGUUGACCCUCGCAAGGCUGCCAGCCUAGAUGGCAUCCCUAGCCGCGUCCUCAGAGCAUGCGCAGACCAGCUGGCUGGAGUGUUUACGGACAUAAUCAAUCUCUCCCUAUCCCAAUCUGCUGUCCCCACUUGCUUCAAGAUGUCCACCAUUGUUCCCGUACCCAAGAAAGCAAAGUAAAAUGCCACUGUGUGAAAGGGACGUGUGCUAUAUACAAUGGAUUGUCUACGUCCCCACAUUCGUGGUGGGUUUACCCCUCAACCUGGCCACCCUGUGGCUCCUCCUCUUCAGGAUCCGUCGAUGGACUGAGUCCACAGUCUACCUCAGCAGUCUGAUCAUCAACGACAGCCUUCUCAUCUUUUCUCUGCCCUUCAAGAUAUACGCCUUCGGCCGCACCUGGGGCCUGAGCAUGGGCUUCUGCACCUUCCUGGAGAGCCUGGUGUUCGUCAACAUCUAUGGGAGCAUCGUACUGAUCGUGUGCAUCUCGGGCGACCGAUAUGUUUCUCUGCGGUUUCCAUUCAACGGCAAGCGUCUACGCUCGCCACGGAAGGCUGCCCUGGUAUGCCUGGCUGUGUGGGUGACGGUAUUCGCUUUCACCACACCCGUCUAUGAGCUCCACAACAAAAACACCACUAGCCUGCACAACAACAACGAAACCAGGUGUUUCGAGGGAUUCUCCAGGGAAACCUGGGGGAAGAAAUGGAUCAUUGUCGCCAUGGAGACGGUAUUCACAAUCAGCACUGUCACUAUGUUGUUCUUCUCAGUGCGCGUGAUGCAGAUCCUGAGUGACAUGCGGCGUCGGAACCCGCUGGACAAGAAGGUGAGGGACAACAAGUCUGUGAAGAUCGUCCUGAGCAACCUGGUGGCCUUUAUGCUGUGCUUCAUCCCGUACCACGUGGCCGCAGUCGUCUACUUCCUGGCCAAGAACGGCACAGAGAACCCAGACGUCAUCGACCCCCUCAGAGACUUCGUUCACAUCAGCACCUGUCUGGGCAGUGUCAACUGUCUGACGGACGGGGUCUGCUACUACUUCAUCCUGAAGGAGAACCUGCUGACUGCCAGCCAGGAGAGGAGGAGGAUGUCCACUAGAGGGAACAACGUGGCAAAGCCCGGGGAAAUCAACCAGCAUCCGAUGGACAACAUCAUGGUCAAGGGACCCAGAGAGGCAGGAUCAGACAACCAGGUCACUGGAGAUCGAUAGGACUUGCUAGAUAUGUGUGGUUUAUCGGAGUGGAGUGGAGAGCAGGGUGGAGGCGAUUUCCCUGUAGAUGGAUGGCUAUUACCUCUAUCUGGGAAACGGAAACUCAGAUCACCACAACAGAGAGGAGAGAAGUCUCAUGAAAGACUCUCGAAGAAUGAAUGACUGGUGUUAGGUUCUAAUUCUCAGAGUAAAAAACUCAAAGGACAUUUAUGAAAGCUUAACCAAGUUUAUUCUGCCCAGAGGGUCAAUACAGCUGCAUUCAGAUAAAAACAUUUUCACACAAGCACUGAUAUUUAACUGUUCCUCAUAGGCUGAGUCUCCUCCUACCCAUCUGUACAAACAUCAUUCUUACUGUUAGGCAGGACACUAGUGAUACGGGCCAUAAACUUUUAUUUCUCCCUUAAGGUGACCUGACCUGACCUCAACGCCCCUCCAUCACUAAUCCACAGCUCUCUCCCCCUAUCAAUGCCUGCCACAUGUAAUCGCUUUGAUGGGUGUCACCUUGGGGUCAUGAUAGUGGCUGCACCAAAUUAUUGAUGUAUUACAAUAAUUGAUUAUGCUUAUGUUGUAUGAAUAGAAGGGGAAGGGCUAUAAGACGCUCCCCCACUACAUUUAUAGGGUCCUGGACCACAGAUGAGCAAUAUAUUCAUUAUAAGGUUUAAUACUGUUCCACAGUUCUUUUCUAGUCUCUGCCUCUUAUAAGAAACGGUCUGAGCAGAUAUGUGAGCCAUUGCCGCCAAAACAGAGUGUCUGUGAGAAAGCACCGCAAGGCUAAAAGAGAUACAGUGCCUUGCGAAAGUAUUCGGCCCCCUUGAACUUUGCGACCUUUUGCCACAUUUCAGGCUUCAAACAUAAAGAUAUAAAACUGUCUUUUUU
Oncorhynchus kisutch (coho salmon) is the source of this 3668-nucleotide messenger RNA. It is a transcript of the gene gpr55a, whose product is annotated as G protein-coupled receptor 55a. Gene Ontology annotation, biological process: positive regulation of Rho protein signal transduction; phospholipase C-activating G protein-coupled receptor signaling pathway. Gene Ontology annotation, molecular function: G protein-coupled receptor activity. The record is from RefSeq and is a predicted model, not a curated record. Gene Ontology annotation, cellular component: plasma membrane. The transcript is spliced from 4 exons. NCBI's taxonomy places the organism in Eukaryota, Metazoa, Chordata, Actinopteri, Salmoniformes, Salmonidae. The coding region runs from base 1773 to 2792 and encodes 339 amino acids.